Molecule: messenger RNA, 954 nt
Organism: Chaetomium fimeti
Lineage: Eukaryota; Fungi; Ascomycota; Sordariomycetes; Sordariales; Chaetomiaceae
Product: RNA polymerase, subunit omega/K/RPB6
Exons: 4
Coding region: 155-637 (160 amino acids)
Biological process (GO): transcription by RNA polymerase I; transcription by RNA polymerase II; tRNA transcription by RNA polymerase III
Cellular component (GO): RNA polymerase III complex; RNA polymerase I complex; nucleus
Molecular function (GO): DNA binding
Source: RefSeq, a predicted model, not a curated record
GUCCCUCCAUCGGCCGCUCUCUUGCCAUUUGCAGCCGCUCUUUUCAUCAGACAAAGCACCUUCCUCGGCAUUGUAACUCGCCCCGACUCAGCGCGUCUUCAUCCAUCUCUCACCAUUCCAAUUCUUUUUCGCAAACCUAUCAUAAUCCAUCAUAAUGUCCGACUACGGCGGUGGUGAUGAUGAUCGCGAGCCUCUCAACGACGAGCCCGCGUUUGACGAAGACCCCGAUGAGUACUACGAGCCAGAGCCGGAAGCGGCGGAGGAGGACGAUGCUGCACGCGCCCCGGAGCUUGAGGGCGAGAACCAGGAUACCGACCACGUCGUCGCGUCGGGCGACCCCAACGCGGCCGCUAAUCACGGCAAGGGUAACGACAAGUCGCACAAGGACAAGAAGAUCCCCAACGACCAGCGAACGACCACGCCCUUCAUGACCAAGUACGAGAAGGCGCGCAUCCUGGGGACCAGAGCGUUGCAAAUCAGCAUGAACGCGCCCGUAUUGGUCGACCUCGAGGGUGAGACGGAUCCACUGCAGAUCGCCAUCAAGGAACUGAGGGAGAAGAAGAUUCCCCUCAUCGUCCGUCGAUACCUGCCGGAUGGAUACUACGAGGACUGGACUUGUGAGGAGCUCCUUCAAUGAGCUGGUUGUGUGUUAGGAAAGACAAAGAAAACCAUAAUUGCAUUAGCGCGGGCGUUGGGGUAUAUUACUUGUUUUGGGGGGAACGGAGGCAAUUCCACGAUGGAAGGGAGCUAUACCAUUUUAUUCAACCCUUCCUAGGAGGGCCUGCCGAGUUUACUACAUGCCGUCUCCAGUCGGGCAUUGGGAUCAAACUGGAAUUCGAGUGCGCAUGGACGAGGACAGCGUAGCUCUGGCAGGCGGAGGGUGAGAAUCACCGAGUGGUGAUGGGAUAAAUGGAAUACCACAUAGCCGCCCAUAGCCCGAAUCCUGCAUAUCAA